This is a messenger RNA of Physella acuta, 8201 nucleotides long. RefSeq names its product NACHT and WD repeat domain-containing protein 2. NCBI's taxonomy places the organism in Eukaryota, Metazoa, Mollusca, Gastropoda, Physidae. The record is from RefSeq and is a predicted model, not a curated record. Gene Ontology annotation, molecular function: protein binding.
UCUAAUGGCACCGGUGUGAAGGGGGACAACUGUGUUUACAGAACACAAACAGCUUGACAACAACUGGUACAACAUGGUACAUGUGUCACUUUGACAGCAGUCAUAUUUCUAGUGCCAAACCAUGACGUCACAGCUGUCAGUCAAAGAACACAACCUGCUCACUGGCAGGUUGGCACCAGAAGAAAUUCCAUCGGUCAAAGCACAGGUGAUCAGGGUUUACCUGUGUUCCACGGGGACAGACUCCGUGACCGAGAGGGAUGCUUUGGUGGAGUUUGUUUACCCCAGGCUAAGGGCUUACUGCAGGGACAAAUACAGCAUGGAGUUUCAGAUCGUUGACCUCCACUGGGGUCUGUCGCCCCAGAUGAUGACAUGUCAGAGUGACCUGACGUCACUGAGGAUCAGAGAAAUUCAGAGAUGUCAUGGACUCUCAGCUGGGCCAAACUUUAUUGCAUUUAUUGGACAAAAGUACGGUCCAGUUUCCCUCCCUGACGUCAUCAUGUCGGAAGAAUAUGACGCCAUCCGACUGGCCCUCCACGGCCACAGAGGGAGGGACACGAGGAACGCCCCCCUCCUGGACAGGUGUUACGUCAUGGACGGCAAUAACAUCCCGCCCGUCUACAUCUUAAAGGAGAAAUCUGUGCUGCUAGCUGAGGUACAGGCCAAUACAAAUGGCCCAACAUCAGGAGGGGCCAACAUAGAUGGCCAACCAACCGAAGAGGCCAACUGGGAGGAGCUACAACAGGAAAUCAAAUCGCUAAUACUGCGAGGGGCGGAGCUUGCCUAUAUGAAUGGGACGAUGGAGAGUGACUCAAAGGGCCGCUACUUCGCUUCGGAUCUUGAGAACCAGAUUUUGCUCGGCACCGAGAUUAACGAUAAUCCUAGAUUAAGAUCUGUGCUAAUCACGAGGACCAUCGCCGACCUGAAGAACUACACGGAAGAUUCCAGAACUCCCAGGUUCGCUGACCUGAAGAUGGACGAGAUGACGUCACGGCUGGAGAUGGACCCGGUAGCCCAGGAAAAGUUGGCCAAGCUGAAGAAGCGGGUGGGGAACUUGGUGGGGGAGGCCAACAUCACACAUCACGAUGUCUUGUGGCGGUACGAUGACGUCAUCCACCCCCAGCUGCACAAGGAAUACCUGCAGACACUGUGCCAGCGUCUGUUUGACAUCUGCGUCAGGCUGAUAGACGAGGGCGUGCCACUGCCAGACGUCCAGGGUAGUUUAACCCUGUGUGACGAGGCCAGACAACACUGGGCCAGGUGUCGCUACACGGCUUCCAGCUUCUACAACCAGCACCAGACCCUGCAGCAGCUCCAGGAUUACGUCACGGGCCUCUCCUGCCGGCCGCUGGUCAUCCAUGGGGCCCCGGGCUCGGGGAAGUCGAAGCUCAUCUCUAAGAUAGCCUUCCAUAUGUCCGAACUGCUGAAGGACGAUUACGUCAUAGUCCUGCGCUAUGCUGGACACACCCCCAGGUCUAACGAGUUACGUCAGCUGUUGAUCAGUGUCAGCCAACAGGUGGCGCUGGCCUGUGAGCUGUCUGUGCUGUCUGGACAGUCUGGACAGUCUGGACUGGCCGGACUGUCCGGGGAGAACCUCCCCCUCGAGCUCAAGGACUUGACCAAGUGCUUUAGAGAGAUGCUGGCAUCGGUGCCAGACACGACAAGACUGGUUGUCCUGAUAGAUGGCCUUGAACUCUUACACUCCGACGGUGUCUCUCUCAACUUGGAGUGGAUCCCAGCAUCCCUUCCUCCCAACGUCAAGCUGGUCCUGACAGCCCACCAGACCUCCCACGGGCUGCUGGAGAGACUCAAGCACGAGGUGCUGCCCCGGGACGCUGGGAGCUUCCUCGAGGUCCUGCCCUCCACGGUGGACGAGUGCGCGGAGAUGCUGACCAGCCUGCUCAAGUCGAUGGACAGAUCGGUCACCCCCGAGCAAAUGGCGGCCUUACGAGACGUCAUCCAGGGCGAGCCGUUGCCGCUGUACGUGGAACUACUGGCUAACAUCGCCAAGGAGUGGAACUCAUUCACAGACGCCGAGAGCGUGAAGCUUCCCCGGAGCUGCGAGGAAGGAAUCGCAGAACUUUUGGCCAGGCUGGAGAGCAAACACGGACUGGUGCUGGUCUCUAGGGCGUUCGCCUACAUGGUGGCGUCGUGCACGGGCCUCAGCGACUGCGAGAUGGAGGACAUUCUCUCGUUAGACGAGGACGUGCUGAACGAGCUGUUCCGAGACUUCCACCCACCACUCAGGAGGGUGCCCUACAUCAAGUGGAUCGGCCUGAAGCAGGACGUGGAGAUGUUCCUGUCCUACAGGGACGCUGACGGCGUCACGGUGACCAUGUGGCACCAUGACAGCUUCAUCCACGCCGUCAACUCCCGUUACCUAGGAGACGAGGCUGUGGUCACCUUGGUCCACUCCAACAUCGCUGAUUACUUCCUGGGAACCUGGGCCAACCGGGCCAAACCGGUUAAUAUCCCUAACCGGUCGUCUGUGAACCUGGACAGAAAAGUCCCCCAGCAGCCGUACACCUUCGGUAACCAUGACGACGGGAGCCUGCGCUACAACAAGCGAAUGUACAACCAGGUCCCCCGACACCUGCACCUCGCGGGGCGCCACAAGGAGCUGGACGCCCUGGUCUACUUCAACUACGAGUGGCUGUUCUGUAAGGCGAGGGCCCUCUCGCUCCAGCAUGUCAUUGACGACCUGGAGCUCCAGCCCUCGGAGGAGGUCGCCCUCCUGGAGGAGACCCUCCGCGUCUCCCGCGCCACCAUCGAGCGUGACCUCAGCGCCCUGCCCACACAGCUGACCGGGCACCUGCUGCCCUACUACCCCACCCACCCCAACAUCCGGUCCCUGAUCCGGCAGUGCGACACGGACGGGCUGAAGCAUUCGGGCGUGAUCCCCAACUUCCCCUACCAGCACGUGCCGGGCAGCUCCCUGCAGCUGACCCUCGAGUGCCCGGGGGUCAUGGAGCACAUGACCCUCAUCAACGACGACAAGCACCUGCUCGCCAAGCGAAGGGACGACCCCUACGUCCACACCUUUGACUUGACCACCGGGGAAUUAAAAUCUACAGUUCUGGUGUCCAACGGCGAACUGCACACGACACCAAACAACAAGUAUCUAAUUAUAGUCGAUCACGUGACAGAGAAGGCUAUCAAAAUUCACGCCUCCGAGAGCGGAGAGUUCCUGAAACAAAUCAUUGUACUGAACCACAUGGAGGGCAAGACGAGUCUGUACAAGAAAGGUCCCAUCUGUCUGACAGACGACAGGCUCUGUGCCGUCGUCACCCUGGCCAACAGUGUCCUGUGUAUCUGUGCCAUCCCGUCAGGCGAAGUCCUCCACAUCAUCCCGCUAGAGGGCAAGGCUCGCGUCUGCUGCAUCACGCCAGACGGCAGACGUGUCUUCUGCAACUCGAACGCCCACCUGCUGGCCUAUGACGUGUACACCCUGCAGCACCUGCUCACUGUCCCCAUCGGCUGCCACCCCACCACCCUCCUGCUCACACGAGACGGGCUCCGCGCCUUCAUCAGCAACGACAGCGAUACCAGACUGACCAUCAUGCACCUGAACGGAAACCAGGUCGACAUGACCUACAGGGCGGUGCUGGAGGACCGGAUGCCAGGAGACGCCAUCUUGGGGCUCACAGUCUCACCAAACGACGCCCUUCUGCUGAUCCGCGGUAGUAAAAUUCUGCUCGUCUAUCACCGGACCUCCGAGAAGAUCAUCGCAGCCUUCAGCAAGCCGGACGACGUCCCAGUAGAGAUGAAGCUACCCAGAGCCAACUACGUGCAGUCCGUGUUCGAGCGAGCCGAGUUCACGGCGGACAGCAGCUAUGUUGUGGCUACCAUGCUGAGAAACGUCUAUGUUUGGCACAUCCCCACAUCCACGAUGGUCAAGGUCAUCCAAGCCCCCAUCGGCCUCAUCACAGGCCUAGUGGUCUCGCAGACGAGAAGUCAGGUGAUCACCCACAUUGACGGCAGCACAGACUUGCAGGUGUGGAACAUUGGAGACGGGGUGAGCAGGGUCAACACACGUGAUAAGCUGACCGGUGCCAUCCGAGAGUUCCAGCCGGCCGCCCACAACCUGCUGGCCUUCGUCAAGUGUGAGCAGGGCGACGAGCUCGGCGUCAUUGACAUGUCCAGUGGCGUCAUCACGGACCUGCUGACGCACGACGCGCCAGUGCAGGACUUCGCCACCUCCCCCGACGGGAACUGGGUGCUGGUGUCCACCACCCCGCGACUGUCCGGCACCGCCUUCAAGCUGUGGGACAGGACGGAGAGACGCAUUGUCCUGGAGGUCGGGAAUGUCUCGGGCUACUGCGUCAGUUGUAGAGUCACUGACUCCGUGCUCAUGGUGGCGCAGAAGGAGAACUCGUUCAGCGCGCCUUACUACCUGUCUGCCCUUAAAUUUGACAAGCGGGAGUUUUUCGAGCACACGUAUGUACCAACUGUGACGUGCGUCAAGUCCAAGCCGUUUGUGACGCACGACGACCAGUACCUGGUCAUCCACUCAGCAGACGACAUCAACAACAACAGCGAGCAGUCGAGCGCGUGCAUCUGUGUGUUUGACCUGGCCGGCGAGAUGAGGAAGUCGACCUACGACUCCAGUAGCAUCCAGUUCUCUGACCAUCUGUACGACAUCCUCCAAGUCUGGCCGUGCGCACAGGAAAACACCAGUUUAAUCGCCGCCAUAUUUUCCUGUAAAAACUCUAAAGAUAACGCCCCGGAUGAUGAAGACGACCACACGAAUGAGAAGCCUCAAAGAACGUUCGGUUUCUUUCUGCUGGAUGUCCGAACUGGUUCCUUGACCGUGCUCUGUAUUCCUUUCCCGACACCGAGCUACGAGAUAGGCGCGCACCCUCUGACCUUCACCCCUGACUGCACGAUGUGUAUCGACGACAAGGCGAACAUCUUCCACACAACCUUGGGACGUUUCAUAGGCGUGGCCUCCCUCUCGGCCCUGCCGCCCCAAGCUUUUGCCCUACGGAACACGGUGUUGAUUUCCUACAAGGACACGACGCUGUACGUCACCCGAUUGGCUGAUGGGUUUCCCUUGGCCGUCUGCGACGUUCACGCAUGCGUAUGCCACGUCCACGUUUGUGCAGACGACCGGACUGUCUUGGUGGGCUGUACGGACGGCUCCUUCUUCUCGUACACGAUCAUAGACAACUCCCGAGACAACCCAACCUCCGUCCUGAGUGCUCUCCCCUCCAGGAAGGUCGGCAACACAGACAUGUUUGAAUACCGCAGCCCGAGCAGGUCCUGGGACAGAGUCGGGAAAAAUGGCUGCCCCAACUACUCACGCCCGCCGUCUGCUGUCUAUCCGGCCGGAAGUGACAAGCUACUGCUGAGACAGAUCAAACCCGUAUCACGUGAGAGGCCUAAAUCUGACACCGUGACGUCAUUCAAGUCACCCGUUUGUUCAGUCAUGUGAUCAAGAAAAAUUUUGUUAUGUAAAAAUAUGCUCUAGAAUUUGUUUAUCUCCCUUAACAAGUGUAAUUAUAAACAGUAUGUAUGAUUAUACAUACCGAUAGCCAUGUCUGACCAUUGUCAUUGAUUAUUUUUAUACAGUUAAUAGAAUCUCUUAUUGAAGAAUGUUAUGUUAUAUAAGAAUUGCUAUUUGUUUAUUUAGAUGCCUUUAAAGGUUAGUGUGUUAAUAUUGGUCCUCCUUCAAACAUUCGUGGGUAAAUAUUGGUCCUAGUUCAACCAUUUGUGGGUUAAUAUUGGUCCUAGUUCAACCAUUUGUGGGUUAAUAUUGGUCCUAGUUCAACCAUUCGUGGGUUAAUAUUGGUCCUAGUUCAACCAUUUGUGGGUUAAUAUUGGUCCUAGUUCAACCAUUCGUGGGUUAAUAUUGGUCCUAUUUCAACCAUUCGUGGGUUAAUAUUGGUCCUAGUUCAACCAUUCGUGGGUUAAUAUUGGUCCUAGUUCAACCAUUUGUGGGUUAAUAUUGGUCCUAGUUCAACCAUUCGUGGGUUAAUAUUGGUCCUAUUUCAACCAUUCGUGGGUUAAUAUUGGUCCUAGUUCAACCAUUCGUGGGUUAAUAUUGGUCCUAGUUCAACCAUUUGUGGGUUAAUAUUGGUCCUAGUUCAACCAUUCGUGGGUUAAUAUUGGUCCUAGUUCAACCAUUUGUGGGUUAAUAUUGGUCCUAGUUCAACCAUUCGUGGGUUAAUAUUGGUCCUAGUUCAACCAUUUGUGGGUUAAUAUUGGUCCUAGUUCAACCAUUCGUGGGUUAAUAUUGGUCCUAUUUCAACCAUUCGUGUGUUAAUAUUGGUCCUAGUUCAACCAUUCGUGGGUUAAUAUUGGUCCUAUUUCAACCAUUUGUGGGUUAAUAUUGGUCCUAUUUCAACCAUUCGUGGGUUAAUAUUGGUCCUAUUUCAACCAUUCGUGGGUUAAUAUUGGUCCUAGUUCAACCAUUCGUGGGUUAAUAUUGGUCCUAGUUCAACCAUUCGUGGGUUAAUAUUGGUCCUAUUUCAACCAUUCGUGGGUUAAUAUUGGUCCUAUUUCAACCAUUCGUGGGUUAAUAUUGGUCCUAUUUCAACCAUUCGUGGGUUAAUAUUGGUCCUAGUUCAACCAUUCGUGGGUUAAUAUUGGUCCUAUUUCAACCAUUCGUGGGUUAAUAUUGGUCCUACUUCAAACAUUCGUGGCUAUCGGAACUGAAUAUCAUAAUUAUCGAAACAUUAUUUACAUGUUGUUACUGCUGUUUCAUGUGAGACACUUAUAUGUAUAUCAUCUUUGUUACAGUGGGUGCCUUGUAUCAGACAGUAUAAGUGGGAGCCUUGUAUUAUUACAGUGUAAAUGUGUGAAACUUUUUAUCAAACAGUAUAAAAGUGGGGACCUUGUAUCAGACUGUAUAAAAGUGGGGACCUUGUAUCAGACAGUAUAAAAGUGGGGACCUUGUAUCAGACUGUAUAAAAGUGGGGACCUUGUAUCAGACAGUAUGAAAGUGGGGACCUUGUAUGAGACAGUGUAAAAGUGGGGACCUUGUAUCAGACAGUAUAAAAGUGGGGACCUUGUAUGAGACAGUAUAAAAGUGGGGAUCUUGUAUCAAUAAAGUGGGGACCUUGUAUCAGACAGUAUAAAAGUGGGGACCUUGUAUCAAUAAAGUGGGGGCCUUGUAUCAAUAAAGUGGGGACCUUGUAUCAGACAGUAUAAAAGUGGGGACCUUGUAUCAAUAAAGUGGGGACCUUGUAUCAGACAGUAUAAAAGUGGGGACCUUGUAUCAAUAAAGUGGGGACCUUGUAUCAGACAGUAUAAAAGUGGGGACCUUGUAUCAAUAAAGUGGGUACCUUGUACCAGACUGUAUAAAAGUGGGGCCACUAUGCUGUAGAUCCUAGAAUCGUCUCCCACGUUUGAAAGGCCGGUGACCAGAUUUGUAUCUGCGACUUAAAGUUUAUCUGUAGAUAGAUCAUAUCUAUCUGAUAGCAAUCUUCUGUGUUACAUGAAACCACGCUGAGAUCCGUGUGAACAGUUGUCCAUUGUAAUUGUAUAGAAUACACCACACUGGCAUGAGAUAAAACACAGGUUUUGCUGUUAAUUACAUAGAGUUAACGCGCUUGGGCUGUGUAAAAGCUGUUAACUAUGUAGGGGAGAUCAACUUGUCAGAAUGAUGAUACACUCCCCUACAUCACAAGAAAACUUUUCAUGUAAACUGAUCUUGUUUUCUUAGAAGCGUCUUUCUGGGAAAAUUUGGGGCUACGUUUUCUUGGAUUUAAAUAUUUUCAAAUAAAUUCAUAACUUUUUAAACGUAUGGUCCUAUUUUAAAUAAUGUACAUUAUCCUUAAAACCUAUUUUCAAGUUGACAUGUAAGUUUAUUACUAAGAACACAAUCUAUCAUUAAUUUUUCAAGAAAAAUGUGAAUGUAGUAUGAAAGGCAGUUUUGAAUCGUUACAAUCUAGAUCUAUAUUAAACAAUCUAAUGUGAGGACGGAGGGUGCGCGUGUAAGUUCUUGUUUUAUUUUCGUAUAAAACUUUACUAUUCGUUUAAGUGUAAAUUAUCAAACAUUUAUUCUGAAAGCUUACAUUGAAUUUAAAAUGUAGGUACUUUUCUACAAGUUUACAUUUUUUCUUAGCUACAGUAACACCUUGUCUUCCAACCUGUAGCCCGUAACAUUUAAACUUAUCCAACACACUUACGUAUUUUGUUAGCUUUUCAAUACUGGUAUUAAAACAAUGUAGCUAAUUAAUUUACAAUAAAAUGUUGAAUUA